GCAGUAAGUCUGUAGGGCCCAGUGCUUCCAGGUGGGAGCGAGGUGACCCUGGCUGCCAAAGAAGGAUAAGGCAGAGUAGUCAUGGGGGCGCACCUGGCCCGGCGCUAUCUGGGGGAUGCCUCGGUGGAGCCUGACCCCCUGCGGAUGCCCAGCUUCCCGCCGGAGUAUGGCUUCCCGGAGCGCAAGGAGCGCGUGAUGGUGGCCACACAGCAGGAGAUGAGCGACGCCCAGCUGACACUGGAGCAGCGUGACUACUGUGCGCACUACCUCAUCCGGCUGCUCAAGUGCAAGCGCGACAGCUUCCCCAACUUCCUGGCCUGCAAGCAUGAGCAACACGACUGGGACUACUGCGAGCACCUGGACUACGUGAAGCGCAUGAAGGAGUUUGAGCGUGAGCGGCGGCUGCUACAGAGGAAGAAGCGGAGGGAUGAAAAGCUAGCCCGGGCAGCCCAGGGCCAGGGAGACGGCGAGGUGGGCCCUGAGGUGGCCCUGUAGGCUUACCCACCAGCCUGUGGACCUAUCAGUGAAAAUAAAAGCCUUGGGCCACCUG
This is a messenger RNA of Acomys russatus (golden spiny mouse), 550 nucleotides long. RefSeq names its product NADH:ubiquinone oxidoreductase subunit B7 (gene Ndufb7). The record is from RefSeq and is a predicted model, not a curated record. Lineage: Eukaryota; Metazoa; Chordata; Mammalia; Rodentia; Muridae. The transcript is spliced from 3 exons. Gene Ontology annotation, cellular component: mitochondrion. Bases 82 to 495 code for a protein of 137 amino acids.